Molecule: messenger RNA, 4023 nt
Organism: Morone saxatilis (striped sea-bass)
Lineage: Eukaryota; Metazoa; Chordata; Actinopteri; Moronidae
Gene: dcaf8
Product: DDB1 and CUL4 associated factor 8
Exons: 12
Coding region: 120-1949 (609 amino acids)
Cellular component (GO): Cul4-RING E3 ubiquitin ligase complex; cytoplasm
Molecular function (GO): protein binding
Source: RefSeq, a predicted model, not a curated record
UCUUUAUAUAAGCCGGUGUCAGUUUGAUUAAUAAAGAAGGUUAAUAUUGUGUGUGUGUGUGUGUGUGUGUGUGACACUAAAGGUACUCCCUCGGGUCGACGCAGGACAAAGGAGACAGAAUGGCCGAGGCUGACGGCAAAUCCACUGUGCUUAACGGUGGCUCUGACGAAAAAGAACCUGGAGAAGACCAGCACAAGGAGGAAGAUGCCUCUGGAAGCAAAGAGGGACAAACACAGUCUUCAUCUCAAGAUGCUCCCAGAGAAACAGGAGAGGCGUCCGGAGACAAGCCUAUGCCGGAUGUGGAAGGAGAGACAGGGACAAACGGAGAGGAGGAGGAGGAGGAAGACACAGACAGCAUGGAUGGCAGCGGCCUUUACUCCCUGACUGAGGACGGUGAGAGAGAGAGCGAGGGAGGGAGACGAGAGAGAGCAAAGAACAAAGACGGUGGGAAAAGGGCGGCUAGAAAGAGGAAUAGACCUGACACUAAUCACUCCACCAGCUCAGACGAGGAUGACGACGAGGACGACGAGGAAGAACAGAAAGAUGACGAAGACGAUGACGAGGACAUGGAGGCGUGGCUGGGAGCAGAGCUUUCUGACCUGCGUGGCCCCGUAUGGCGGGCGGUACCCUCGCUGCGCUCCAGGGAGAUCGGCAGGAACUCGCACCAGUUUGUGAGGCGUGUGUGUGGAGCCCGUGGUCUCGUGCAGAGGCUGGAGCUCCAGGGCCGACUGGAGAGGCACACGGGCUGCGUCAACACGUUGCACUUCAACCCCUCGGGCACACGCCUGGCUUCAGGCAGCGAUGACCUGCGGGUGGUGAUCUGGGACUGGGCUGUCCGCCGGGCUGAGCUGGAGUUUGACAGCGGCCACAAGAGCAAUGUCUUUCAGGCAAAGUUCCUGCCUCACAGUGGAGACUCCACCUUGGCCAUGUGUGCUCGAGAUGGUCAGAUCAGAGUGGCUGAGCUCUCUGCCACACAGCGUUGCAAGAACACCAAGCGGGUAGCACAGCAUAAAGGUGCAGCCCACAAGCUUGCCCUUGAGCCAGAUUCCCCCUGCUCCUUUCUGUCUGCUGGCGAGGAUGCUGUGGUGUUUGGUAUUGACCUGCGUCUAGACCGCCCCGCCAAUAAACUGGUGGUUGUAAAGGAGGGUGAUAAAAAAGUAGGACUGUACACCAUCUUUGUCAACCCUGCAAAGACACAACACUUCGCUGUGGGCGGAAGAGAUCAGUAUGUGAGGAUCUACGACCAGAGGAAGAUUAAUGAGAAUGAUAACAAUGGAGUUCUGAAAAAGUUUUGUCCUUCCCAUCUGGUAUCCAGUGAGUCCAAAACCAACAUAACCUGCCUUGUGUACAGUCACGAUGGCACAGAGCUCCUGGCCAGUUACAAUGACGAGGACAUCUACCUGUUUGACUCCAACCACAGUGAUGGAGCUGACUACCGCAGGAGAUACAAGGGACACCGCAAUAAUGCUACAGUGAAGGGGGUGAACUUCUAUGGGCCAUGCAGUGAGUUUGUGGUUAGUGGCAGUGACUGCGGACACAUCUACCUGUGGGACAAGUACUCCGCUCGCAUCGUCCAGUUCAUGGAGGGAGAUAGAGGAGGAGUGGUGAACUGUUUGGAGCCACAUCCCCAUUUGCCAGGUAUGGCCACCAGUGGGCUGGACCACGACAUCAAACUGUGGGCCCCCACAGCUGAAACCCCCACAGGACUCAAGGGUCUAAAAGAGGUGAUGAAGAAAAACAAGCGGGAGCGCGAUGAGGACAGCGUGCGCCACGGUGACCAGUAUGACACCCAGCUGCUGUGGUUCCUGAUGAGACACAUGAGGAACAGACGGCCCCCAAGGGCCCGCCGCGAGGGUGCAGAUGCAGACACAGAUGAGUCCUGGAGCUCUCCAGAUUCCUCCGAUGAAGAGGAAGGGGGUCCAGACCACGUCCAGUGCAUGUCUUCCUGAGCCACACACAUACAUACUUAGACACAUACACACACACACACACACACACACACAUACAUACACACUUUAUUGCCCUUGAAUUGAUGCACAUAGGCAAGCACUAUUGACACACUGGCACACUCAAACACUGACGAGCCACAGACUGGAGGUGUUUUAUUUUUUUUACACACAUACGAACUCAUACAGAUAAACACACACAUUUACUUAAACAUAGUUUUGAAGCAGAGUGACAGAGAUGCUUAAACGCCUGGUUUCCCAGCAGUUGUGAGUGUGCAAACGGUGACUACAGACUGCAUACACACUUCCAGAUUUUUGAGAAUUGUACAAAGAGGUUUAGUGAGUGCUUACAUCCCUAUAAACCACUUGGAGGGUCCCCCUCUGCUUGUCCAUACAUUAUCUAUAUGCUCUGCCUAGCCCCAGAACAGAACAUUGUACUGUGCGUGUAUGGCAACAAGCACCUUCUCUUUAGGCACCCCGUAGGAAGCUAUACAGCACCAGCACACACCAGCAUCCCCCCCUCCCCUUCUCUUAGUAACACACUUCUUGCUCUCAAACUUUAUGUACUGAGGAAGGCGAGAAGGGUGUAGAAUGGUACCCUAAAACAAACCCCUCAAUGUGACUUCCUUUAAUUUGAACGUACAGAGGGGAAACUCCAGCAUCGCCCCCAGUCUCAUACUGAAUUCUGGCCCUGAGCUUGUGCAGCUAGUUGCAUUUUUCACCGGUUUUCUUUCCGAGGACUACUAAAAUCCCUACAUGCUGCAUCACCCUACAUGCUGCCCUCAGCUAAUCCCUCCCCUCCUCUCCCCGUCACCCUCUCCCCUCACUACUGAGUGCACUUUGAAUCAGGGAUGCUUUAGUUUGAGACACAGACAAAAACGUGCACUGAGUGUGUGAUCCAUGGGGGGGAAGAGCUGUUCUCUAGUCUUGUAUCUCUCCUUUUGAAAACCUACAGUGAAGUUUAGUUUGUUUCUUUGAAUUUUUCGAGCGGGGGGGGGAUAUUUUGCACUUGAGCGUUUUUUCGACAAAGGAAGAGGAGGUUUCUUUUGCUUCCACCAGCCUUUCCUCCUCCUCAUUCCUCUUCUUCUUCAUCCCCUCAGUCUUCACCCCUGACACCCAUCUUUGACAGGAAAUCUUUAGUUCAACUCUCUAGUUGAACAUUAAAAUCCAGAGGCAGAUGGUGUUCAGCAUGUGCAUAGGAUACGAGAGCUGUUGUUGGGUUCUUUUGGGGAACUGUGUGAUUUUUUAUAGAGCCAGAACCGACCUGGAUCAAAUCGUUAUCGAAAGGCUGCCUAUGUGCCAACGGAGAUUGGACUAACAAAGGUCCAUGUGUAAAAUCGGUCUGUGAUGCUUACAGUCUCAAAUCAAUUGCUAAGUAACAUUUCUCAGACAAACAUUUGAACCAGGUCAGUUGUUUGCAGCCAGCACAUCACUUGUGAGGAAAUUUCCACCUGUGCUGUAUUAACGUCAGCUCAAAGAGGAGGACAGAGGGGGCGGUAGGGUCAAUAUGCUUGCCAGUCAUUUGUUGUGUGAGAGCGAUAAAGUCCAGCUUUUCUCAUUUUCUAUGAGAACUCUAGUUAGUUGAAUUUAUAUGUACAUAUAUAAAUAUAUAUUAAAACUGUAAAAAAAAAAAAUGCUGUUUGACUUCAAAAAAAAGAAGAAAAAAAGAUGUCAAAACAUUUGAUUGGUAUUGAUGCAGAGGUUUAUAUUCUAUAUGAGGACAAAAUACUUUUAAAAUCCAGAGAAAAAGAAGUUGACUUCAGGCACCAUUUUUGUUCAGUUUCUCCUCCUAUGAAUGACAUCCCUCUGUUAUGAACAGAACCUGCUGUCAUUUCAAGUAUUAAAGUUUUGAUUCUCUUUCUUGUUCAAGAAGAAAAAAAAAACAGUAUUUCCUUUCUAGAUCUUAAUCCAUCAUUUGAGACGGUUAUAUCCAGAUUUUCCCACUGGCUAUUUUUGGCAUCUUGUAUACAUAAUAAGGCUUUUGAUGAACAAUUUCUUUUCCACCACUGCCUAAUAUUGCGUUCUACCAGGUCAGUUGGAAAUAUGUACGAUUCGUGCAAUAAACAAAAAGACAGUG